This is a messenger RNA of Meloidogyne enterolobii, 1854 nucleotides long. NCBI's taxonomy places the organism in Eukaryota, Metazoa, Nematoda, Chromadorea, Rhabditida, Meloidogynidae. The record is from the annotation of a GenBank genome assembly.
AUGAUAGCCCCUUCAGUUACAACAGUCAUUCCAGCAACCUUUUCUUCAAAUAAUGGCGGGGCUUUCUUUUUACAUGGAGACCUUUUAGCCCAAAAUCAUAUUGGAACAGAAAUAGAAAAUAAUUUUGAAGAAAAUAUUGAAAAAGAAGGAAAAGAAGGGGAAGAAGGGGAAAUAAAUAAUAAUCGAGAACAACAAUUACAUCGACGUUGUGCUCUUAUUCCUGACGAGAAGGGAAUGUUGGGGGGAGAAUCGGAUAGGGAAGAUGACGAAAAUGAAGAGGAAAACUUUGAAAAUGAAGAAAAUAAUUAUGGAGAAUAUAGAGAGGGGUCUAGUGGUAAUGGAUGUUGUAAUAAUGUUAUUAUUGUACCUCAUGUACAUGUAACGACAGAUGAUAAUUUUAAUAAUAAUGGAAAGAGAAGGAGAAGUGAAAGGCAACAAUCCCCACAAUUACAUUAUUUUAAUAGGGCUGUAACUGCAAAUGGAACUGGACUUUUAGCUGAUUUGCAACGUGCAACACUUGCCGCCCCUCAUUUCUAUGCAGAAAAUUCCGGAAAUGAGUGUCGACCGAAAAGGUCCUCUUGGAUAUUACGAAGAUUGUAUGAAUGGUCACAUCGUGCAAAAUCUCGAGAAAUGGUUAAACAUGUCCAUGCAGCUUUGGGGGCUACUUCGAAUGAUAAUUCUGGUUCUGUAUCUCCAUCACCCCAUCAUUCAACUGGCACAGAUAGUGAAAGCGGGGAGGGAGGGAGUAGUGAAUCUGAGACGUAUUUUGAGAAUUUAAUGAAUAUUCAAUGGGAAGAAAUGUUUAAUUCUUCUGAAACAACCAAUUUAAAUGAACAACUUAGUGAGAGAGAUAAACGGCGUUUAAAGGUUGUAUGGGAAUUAUUUCACAGUGAAUUAAUUUUUCUAACGAGGCAAUUGUUGGUUUUGAGAAAUGUUUACAAAGAACCUCUAAAAAGAUGUCAAGUAGAAGGGUGCCUUUUAAGUGUAGAGCCUGAUCUUCUUUUUGGAAAUUUGGAACAAUUAAUUAGAAUUAGUCGCCGAUUUUGUCGUUCAUUUAUUUCCCUUCUCCGCGAUGUAAAAAAUGACGGCCCUCCAUUUAAUAAAACAACACAAAUGAUUGUUCAAUUAUUUAAAAGAUUUUCUAAAGGCCCCUCCACAAUUUCUGCAUAUCAGGCUUACUGUAUUAAUUAUAGAGCAACAAUUGAAUAUUUGGGAACAAUUAGACAAAAAGAUGAACGUUUUGUUGAUUUUGAAAGAAUUUGUGUGACUGACCCUCGUUGUGAACGUUUACAAUUAGAGGAUUUAUUAAUUUCUCCCUUACAACGAAUUACUCGUUUACCUAUUUUAUUAAAAGAAAUUCUAAAACAUACAGAACUUCAACAAGAUAGACAAAGCCUCGAAAAAGUUUUGGAACAAAUGAAUGAAAAUUUAAGAACAAUAGAUGAUAGUGUUCAAUGGUUACAUAAUUUUGAACGUCUCCAACAACUUCAACGACAAAUUGUUUGGCCUUCAGUUACUGAAAUUGAACCUAAAGCUUUUAUUCCUGAUUUUCUAAAAAAUGCAGUUUCAAAACAAUUUUGUGAAAAUUUUGUUGCCCAUCCUCGAAGAAAAUUGUUACACGAAGGGUAUUUGGAAUUUAUUGAAAAUGGACGAAAUUCUGAUUGUUAUUGUUUUUUAUUUAAUGAUAUGUUUUUAGUUACGAAAGUAAAGAAAGUUGCUUCUAAAUCGAAGGUAGUAUUUGCUUUGGAAAAAAGUAAAAAUUUUGAGGAAUUAUUUGAAAAUUUAAUUCAGAAAAAUAUUGGUAUUUUUCCUUCAACGCCCCCAUCAUUUCCUCUUCAGCUUCCAUAUAAUUAA